Messenger RNA from Gadus morhua (Atlantic cod), 1837 nucleotides. RefSeq names its product acid phosphatase 5b, tartrate resistant (gene acp5b). Gene Ontology annotation, molecular function: acid phosphatase activity. Bases 76 to 1092 code for a protein of 338 amino acids. Lineage: Eukaryota; Metazoa; Chordata; Actinopteri; Gadiformes; Gadidae. The transcript has 7 exons. Gene Ontology annotation, biological process: bone resorption. The record is from RefSeq and is a predicted model, not a curated record.
GACCUUUGAUCACAUGUUCCUAUCUGUCUGAGCAACCUUCCACUGGGUGAUAAGGCAACACACUAAUCCACAUCUAUGGUGGAUGACAUGGUGUUUGGACAUGCAUCCAAUAACUUCAUGGGUGGCUCGAACAUUGCUCUACUGAUUUGCAGUCUGUCGGCCUGCUGGCCUCCUGGACAACCUCUGGGACAAGCGCCCCUGCGAUUCGCUGCGUUGGGGGACUGGGGUGGGGUUCCAGUGCCUCCGUACUUCACUCCUCACCAGAAGUCCAUCGCAGACGAAGCUGAUUGGCUCGCCCGGACCGCGGGUCUGGACUUCGUCCUAAGCCUCGGGGACCACUUCUACGUCGACGGAGUGAAUGAUGUGGCCGACCCCCGCUUCAAGUACACAUUUGAGAAGGUAUUUUCUCACAAGUCCUUGCUGGCAGUUCCAUGGUACCUGGUGGGAGGGAACCAUGACCAUCGCGGGAGCAUCUCGGCCCAAAUUGCCUACUCCAACAUCUCCCACAGAUGGAACUACCCGUCCCUAUACUACGAGCUCCUGUUCCCGGUUCCUCACACCAACAUGUCGGUGACGGUGCUGAUGAUCGACACCGUGGUGUUAUGUGGGAACACGUACGACCAGGAGCAGCCGAGUGGGCCGGAGGACUCAGUGGCGGCAGAGAUCCAGUGGGCGUGGAUCCUCUCUAGACUCGCCAACAGCAAGUCGGACUACCUUGUUGUGGCUGGUCACUACCCCGUGUGGUCCAUCGGCCAUCACGGGCCCACCCCCUGCCUGCUGGAGAGGCUGCGUCCUUUACUGAAAAAGUACCAGGUCACUGUGUACCUGUGUGGCCACGACCAUGAUCUGCAGUUCAUCAGAGAGGAUGAUGGGAGCUCCUACGUCAUCAGUGGCAGCGGGGUCGUCAGCGACUACUCCUCUGAACACAGGGACAGCGUACCGUUGUCCUGGCAACUCUACUCCAGCCCUGUCAAUCACACAUCUGGAGGAAUGUCUUACUUUGAGGUCACAGAGAAAGCAAUGUCCAUCAGCUUUCUACAGACGGAUGGGAAAUGUGUGUACCGCGCAGAACUGGGACCUCGCAACACUUGAGGGGUUGGGUGCGUUGUACAAAUGUUGAAUUUGAUGCUUAGAACCAGCAAUUUAUUAACCAUAUUCACAGUUUGAUAACUUAAGCUCCUCAUUAGAUAUACAUUCCUUAACAUUGGCAGAGGAACAUGUAUAGAGUUAAUGGAUUAAAUUUAUAUUCACCUUACAUUUUUUUCUUUUUUAUUCUGAUGAAAAUUGCCACAAAUUCCAUCAGGUAAACUUGUAAUGUCAGUUAUAUUAGUGGACAAGCCAAACUGCCGUAGAUAAUGUUAUGUUGGGUAGCCCAGUCCUGUUGUCCGCAGUUGUAACUUCAUAACGUUACUCUACACAUUAGUGUUUCUCACAUAAUGUUUUUAGUUUUUUUUCUAAGAUUGAAGGAAGGAUAUUCAACCCUCUGAAUUGCAGCGAUUUGACGCGGGCGACUAAGACUCGAUCAGCGGUAUCAGUCCUGUGUCUAGCAAUGAAUAACCCACUACUACUGACACUACUACUACCACCAUUACAACUACCACUACUGUCAUUGUAUGCGUUGAAGGAUAAAUGAGUGAAAGCUAUCGCUUUCGGGGGGUCAUUUGCAAAUCAUAAACACAAGGUAACACAAGGAAAAACAUUAUUUUUUUGUUUUAUUGUGAUGUAUUGUUGAAUCAGUAUUAGUUGUUUACAAGUACAAAUGAUACUAAUUAAUUUCAUAACAGCCAAUCAGUGUUCAAAUCAAUGUAAACCUUUACAAAUAAAAACAUUUUUUCUA